Molecule: messenger RNA, 2037 nt
Organism: Dendrobium catenatum
Lineage: Eukaryota; Viridiplantae; Streptophyta; Magnoliopsida; Asparagales; Orchidaceae
Product: TBC1 domain family member 9B
Exons: 11
Coding region: 373-1893 (506 amino acids)
Source: RefSeq, a predicted model, not a curated record
AAAAUCCGCCCUGAAGCUUGGAUCCUCGUUUCGUUGGCGGCCGGAGAGCGACGGCGGUACGGUCAAGUAACUAUUCCCAAGUCGCGAGCAAUCGAUUCUGCCUUCCGCUCCAUUCUCGCUACAUCCCUCAUAAGUUCCUGUUCUGCGGUGCUUUGUCUGUCUCACUCCUAGUCGUUAUCCGAUCUACGGCCAAAGUAGCGCGCGCCGUGCGGUCUUCUUCCUUCGUUCUUGAUCCCAAGUUUAGAAGGCCGUGUGGAGUUGACCAGAGGAUCAGAGGCCGUUUUUGUAUACGGUUUAAGGUCCGUGGCAUAUGCGUUUCGAGAAUGUGGGCGAUGGAGGGACCUAAUAUGCUGUAGUUGAUUUAGAUUUCUUAUGGAAGUUGAGUCCAGGGAUGCCUAUGGGUUUGCGGUGAGGCCACAACACUUGCAAACAUAUCUUGAAUAUGCUAAAAUCUACAAGGAGGAGGAGGAAGAGAGGUCCCAACGAUGGAGAAUCUUCUUGGAAAAGCUGGCUGAAUCUGAAGUAAUUUUGGCAGAGGAAAGUGGCCGCACAACACCUCCGUGUAUUUUGGGAGAAGAUGGUCAUCCAGUCAAUGUGGGAAAGGCUGAUGAUUCAGAAGGUCUUACAGGAAGGGAUGACAUAGAUGAGAACCUUAGCAAAGAUGAGGGCUCUAAAGAAAGUUUGAAGAGAGGUGAUGGGAUUGAAAAGGAUGAUAAUAAAUUAGAAGGUUUGGAAGAGAGUGUUGUCAUCAAGGAUAGUGAUCAGACCAAGCUCAAUACACCACAAGAUUCAGAAGCUUUUCUUAGCUCUGCAGCAGAUCCAGCGAUGCUGUGUUUUUGGUCAUCAAAAGAUUUAAUAUGGGCUGACAUCAGUCCUUACCUCAGCGCCGUUGAGCUAAUGAUGAGCUAUCGAGUGAAGAGAAAGGCCUUACCAACCACCCAACAAAACCUUGGGAGGAGUAGCAACCACCAGGCUCCUAUUGACGGGCCAACACCCAUGAAAGGGAUUUCAGGAGAAGAUUCUGAAGAAGAGUUUUCAGGCAUAGUUCAAGUUGGGCCUUCCAACAAUGACGAAACGGCUAACAUGGCAAUCAAUCAAGUUUCCGAGGAGCCUAAAUUUCAGUGGAAAGAAGAGAUAGCUUGUAUGGUUCAGGGUGGGGUGCCGAUGGGUCUUAGGGGAGAGCUAUGGCAAGCUUUUGUUGGUGUGCGAGUGCGAAAGGUGGAUGGAUACUACCAGAGUCUUUUAGCUCCAAAAAUGAGUUGUGGUGAUAAGGAGCUUGAAGUCAAUGGAGGCCAGUCGACAAAACCUCAAACUGAGAAAUGGAAAGGGCAGAUUGAGAAGGAUUUGCCUAGAACAUUUCCAGGGCAUCCUGCGUUGAAUGAGGAUGGAAGAAAUGCUUUGAGGCGAUUACUAACUGCAUAUGCUCGACAUAAUCCAUCAGUUGGCUAUUGCCAGGCUAUGAAUUUCUUCGCUGGUUUGUUACUCUUGCUAAUGCCCGAGGAAAAUGCAUUCUGGACUUUAUUGGGUAUUAUGGAUGAUUAUUUUGAAGGAUACUACUCUGAGGAAAUGAUUGAAUCUCAGGUUGAUCAGCUUGUUUUCGAGGAUAUAAUUCAUGAAAAGUUCCCAAAGUUAGCUAAGCAUUUCGACUACCUGGGGGUGCAAGUUGCAUGGGUCACUGGACCUUGGUUCCUUUCAAUUUUUUUGAAUGUGAUUCCCUGGGAAAGUGCUCUUCGCGUUUGGGAUGUUCUUCUUUUUGAUGGAAAUCGUGUGAUGUUAUUCCAUACUGCCCUUGCAUUGUUGGAGUUAUAUGGUAUUGGGUUCCGCAUUGGUGACUACAAAGGAUGCAGGAGAUGCAAUAACGUUACUUCAAUCACUUGCUGGUUCAACUUUUGACAGCAGUCAGCUUGUCUUGACAGCUUGCAUGGGUUAUCAAGCUGUUAAUGAAGUAAAAUUGCAGGAGCUUAGGGAGAAAUAUAGGCCUCAAGUUGUCCGUGCCAUGAAAGAACGGUCAAGAGAUCUCAAAGAUUCUAGAUGUUU